AUGACCCCUUCGGAAGAUGUAGUCGACCAACCUAUACCUGCCGACGAUGCUUCUGUCGAGCCAGGGCGGUCCGCACCUGCGGAUACGUUAGACGCCGAGAUUGUGCCCAACGCCUCUCAACAUCGUUCCCUCAAGCACCAUCUGCUCGGUCCUUCUUUGACAAAAUCUGGACAAGAUGGUGUUGAUCAGAAGAAAGUGUCGGAAAUCAUAUACGAGGCCUCAAAAGGGUCGAAAUUCUUCAACAAUGAGGAGGUCAAGGACAAGAAUUUGACCGUCAAGAUUGAACGAAUCCUAAAACAAAAGGCUCAAUUGGAGAGACUCGAUCUGAAAUCAGACCUGAGACGAGCUGACGAUUAUAUUUCCUCAUUGGAGCUGUCAAGAGAUCUGUCACAAUACGUUGUGCAUAUCGACUGUGACGCCUUUUAUGCGGCCGUCGAGGAAAUCGACAGACCCGAGCUAAAACAUGUCCCCAUGGCAGUCGGGGGCGGUGUUCUCACAACGUGCAACUAUGAAGCUCGGAAGUAUGGAUGUCGAAGUGCGAUGGCGGGUUUCGUGGCGAAGAAACUCUGCCCUCAACUGGUUUGCUUGCCGCUAAACUUCGAGAAAUAUACGGCCAAAGCUAAGGAAGUAAGAGCAAUCCUCUCAGAAUAUGAUCCUCGAUUCGAAAGCGCGAGCAUCGAUGAAGCGUAUAUGAAUAUCACCGAGUACUGCGAAAAGCACAACAUUGCGCCUGAAGCCGCGGUCGAGCAGCUUCGAAACGAAGUCCAUGAGAAAUGCAAGAUCACCAUCUCAGCUGGGAUUGCACCGAAUGCUAAGCUAGCCAAAAUCUGCUCCAACAAGAACAAGCCAAAUGGACAGUUCAGAAUUCCCAACGAUCGAGGUGCAGUUAUGUCUUUCAUCUCUACCCUGCCAGUUCGCAAAGUCAAUGGGGUCGGCCGAGUAUUUGAGCGCGAGCUUGAUGCCAUUGGUAUCAAAACCUGUGGCGACAUUUACCCACAACGCGGCUACUUGUACAGGCUGUUUGGAGAGAAAGCGUUUCAGUUCCUCAUGCAGACAUCGCUUGGUCUGGGCAGGACGAAUGUUCAGCCAGCUGAAGAAUACGAGCGGAAAAGCGUCGGCACUGAAAGUACUUUCCGCGACACCAGCAGCAAGGAAGAAUUGCGAGAAAAGCUUCGCCAUACCGCCGAGGAACUCGAAAAGGACAUGGCAAGGGUCGAAGUCAAAGGUCGCACUCUCGUGCUCAAGAUCAAAUUGCACACCUAUGAGGUCUUCACUCGUCAGGUAGUUCCGCCCAAGGCUGUCCACCUCGCAGAAGACCUGUACAACUAUAGUCUUCCCAUGUUGGUCAAACUUGAAAAGGAAAUGCCUGACUUCCGGAUACGCCUCCUCGGUCUCCGUUGUACCCAUCUUGUUAGUACCAAAAAAGAUAAACCAGACUUCUUCCGACCUCGAAUAUCCAAAGGAAUGUCCAAUGAUCAAGCCACCGAUAAUGGCGGAUGGGAAGUCUGGCCGGAUUCUGAGUUCGAAGAAGCUGUCCGGCAAGAACGACAGGAAGAGAUGGAAGAACUUGAACGUCUGAGCCAAGAGCAGCAGCAAGCUGACGAUGGCGGCCUGGAAAACUCGGCCGCUGAUUGGCAUGAACCUUUCGGCCGAUACAAAUAUGGUAGCGAACCCAACUCUUUGGCUAAACACGGACGGGUGAGAAACGAGGGCCCGGGUUUGACGGCCAAAGAGAAACAAGAGCAGCUAUGGGAUUGUCCCAUAUGCCAGCUUCCUCAACCCGCUAACGAUCGAGAUUUUAAUUCCCACAUUGACCUAUGUCUUUCUCGCCAGACGAUCAAAGACGCCGUAGCAGAGGCACAGAUAUCUACAAAUGGAUCGUGUGCUUCACCUGAAGUAUCAAUUAUGCCUGGUCGACCACAAUCUAUGCCUGGAGUUUCUUCUGGACCCAAACCAGCCUCGAAGCGGAAAGCAGCUACAAGUGUCUUGAAUGGCAUGACUUCCGACGGCGUCACCGGGAGAAAGCAGAAGAAAUUGUUCUUUACUUGA
Molecule: messenger RNA, 2049 nt
Organism: Exophiala spinifera
Lineage: Eukaryota; Fungi; Ascomycota; Eurotiomycetes; Chaetothyriales; Herpotrichiellaceae
Exons: 1
Coding region: 1-2049 (682 amino acids)
Biological process (GO): error-prone translesion synthesis
Cellular component (GO): nucleus
Molecular function (GO): damaged DNA binding; DNA-directed DNA polymerase activity
Source: RefSeq, a predicted model, not a curated record